CCCCAGCUCACCUUCCGUGUGCCCCACUCUCCACCUCCGCCCGCUCCUGCCGGUGUUCCUGCACCGCACCUGCCGCGCGCGCGGCCCCCCGGCGCCCGAGCGGCCACCCUGACCUGCCCCACCUGCAAGGCGGCAGGCACCCCUGUCCAGCCCGCCCCGCUACGACUGAGGGAAGGGUGCGGUGUGACAGCUCGACACUGAAGUUAAUCUCUACCUCUAUUGCUUAUUUUUGGGGUCCCCUCCACCGCUACGUUUUCAGGUAAAAGAGAUAGGUAUUUGGAUUCGGAAACGCGCCUCGCGUAGCCGCCGGCUUUCGCCCGGCCACUCCCGCCGGCGCCGGCCUCGCUCCGAGCCUGCGCAGUAGCGCCGCGCCGCCGCGGCCUCCGCAAGUCCCGCCGUCGAGCCUUGAUGACGUAAGCGCCUGCGCCGCCAGCGACCGGGGCGCGCGUGGAGAGGCUCGGGUUUCUUUCCCACGGGUUACGCUGUCCGUGGGUCCCGGGACUGCCAACAUGAAGGAGACACCGCUUUCCAACUGCGAGCGCCGCUUCCUCCUCCGCGCUAUCGAGGAGAAGAAGCGCCUGGAUGGCAGGCAAACCUAUGACUACAGGAGCAUCAAGAUCUCGUUUGGAACAGAUUACGGGUGCUGUAUUGUGGAGCUUGGGAAAACAAGAGUUCUUGGACAGGUUUCCUGUGAACUUGUUUCUCCAAAACUCAAUAGGGCAACAGAAGGUAUUCUAUUUUUUAACCUUGAACUCUCUCAGAUGGCUGCCCCGGCUUUUGAACCUGGCAGGCAGUCAGAUCUCUUGGUGAAGUUGAAUCGCCUCUUGGAAAGAUGUCUAAGAAAUUCGAAGUGUAUAGACACUGAAUCUCUCUGUGUUGUUGCUGGUGAAAAGGUUUGGCAAAUACGUGUGGACCUACACUUACUAAACCACGAUGGGAAUAUUAUUGAUGCUGCCAGCAUUGCUGCAAUCGUAGCCUUGUGUCACUUCCGAAGACCUGACGUCUCUGUGCAAGGAGAUGAAGUCACGCUGUACACUCCAGAGGAGCGGGCCCCCGUGCCGUUGAGCAUCCACCACAUGCCCAUUUGCGUCAGCUUUGCCUUCUUCCAGCAAGGCACCUUUCUGUUGGUGGACCCCAGCGAGCGCGAGGAGCGCGUCAUGGACGGCCUGCUGGUCAUCGCCAUGAACAAGCACCGCGAGAUCUGCACCCUCCAGUCCAGCGGCGGGAUCAUGCUGCUGAACGAGCAGGUUUUGAGGUGCAGUAAAAUCGCUGGCGUGAAAGUGGCAGAAAUUACAGAGCUAAUACAGAAGGCUUUGGAGAAUGACGAGAAAGUGAGGAAAGAAGGGGGGAAGUUUGGCUUUGCGGAGUCUAUAGCAAAUCACAGGAUCACGGCGUUUAGGAUGGAGAAGGCCCCUGUGGACACGUCGGACGUGGAGGAGAAAGCAGAGGAAAUCAUCGCGGAAGCUGCGCCGCCUCCUGAAGUUGUAUCUAACCCUGUGCUCUGGACCCCGGGCACCGCCCAGAUUGGAGAAGGAAUAGAAAAUUCCUGGGGCGACCUGGAAGACUCUGAGAAGGAAGAGGAGGGAGGAGGCAGUGACGAAGCCAUCGUCCUCGACAGCGUGAGAGUGGCCACGGACGUGGACGUCCCCAGCGCUGGCAGCCGGGAUGCCCCCAUAGUGCUGUCGGACAGUGAAGAGGAGGACAUGAUCAUCCUAGAACCAGGCAAGAGUCCGAGGAAAGUAAGAACGCAGACCAUCAGUGCAAAACAAGAAAAAGCACCAAGUAAAAAGCCAGUGAAGAAGAGAAAAAAGAAGAGACCUGCUAAUUAAAGCUCACAUGGUUGUAUUUGUGUAUAUAAUUAUUAAAAGGAUAUUUAUUUAAGUGC
This is a messenger RNA of Pteronotus mesoamericanus, 1885 nucleotides long. RefSeq names its product exosome component 9 (gene EXOSC9). The coding region runs from base 510 to 1829 and encodes 439 amino acids. The transcript has 12 exons. The record is from RefSeq and is a predicted model, not a curated record. Gene Ontology annotation, cellular component: nuclear exosome (RNase complex); cytoplasmic exosome (RNase complex). Gene Ontology annotation, molecular function: mRNA 3'-UTR AU-rich region binding. Gene Ontology annotation, biological process: nuclear mRNA surveillance; U4 snRNA 3'-end processing; U5 snRNA 3'-end processing. Lineage: Eukaryota; Metazoa; Chordata; Mammalia; Chiroptera; Mormoopidae.